AUGGCCGACACAGCAAUGGACGUAGACGUCGAGGUCGCAGACGCGCCCGUCGCCGACACCACCGCUGCCUCCUCCGAGGAACCGAAGAACGCAUCCAUGCAGACUCUCACCAACGCCACGGCGGUGCGCUCCAUCGAGGGCUGGAUCAUCAUCGUGUCGAAUGUGCACGAGGAGGCCAACGAGGAGGAUAUCACGGAUAAGUUUGCCGAUUUUGGAGAGAUCAAGAAUCUGCACCUGAAUUUGGACCGGAGGACGGGUUAUGUCAAGGGAUACGCACUGAUUGAAUACCCAACACUCGACGAGGCGCGCGCAGCAGUCAAUGGCGCGAACGGCACGAAACUCCUGGAUCAAACCGUAACGGUCGAUUUCGUCUUCGUGCGGCCACCACCGAAGAAGGGCGGGAGAGCGCCUGCUGCGAAAGGGAGGGCAAGGUCACGAUCGAGGAGCCCGGAGAGGAAUCGCGAGGAGGAGAUGGCCGAAUGA
Molecule: messenger RNA, 483 nt
Organism: Pseudogymnoascus destructans
Lineage: Eukaryota; Fungi; Ascomycota; Leotiomycetes; Thelebolales; Thelebolaceae
Gene: RBM8A
Product: RNA-binding protein 8A
Exons: 2
Coding region: 1-483 (160 amino acids)
Biological process (GO): RNA splicing
Cellular component (GO): nucleus; exon-exon junction complex; cytoplasm
Molecular function (GO): mRNA binding
Source: RefSeq, a predicted model, not a curated record